GAAUCUAGGCGUCAACGGUUGGUUGGGUGGGUUUGCUCCAUAUGCAUUGCAAUUGAUUUCAAUUCCAUACGCGGAAUCGAAUUUCAAAGAUUUAGAAACCCUAAUCCUAAAAUUUGGAUUGACAUAGUAAUCUCUCUGCAAACCAAUCGGAAAACCCUUGAAUUCAGAGAUGCAACAAGGUGAUCUAACUGCUUCGUAUUACCAAUACUAUCAAUCUUACUUACAACAUUCUGAUCCUAAUCCUACCUCUAAUUCCAGCGAUCUUCAAGCAUCGGCCCCACCCUUCUCCUCCGACUACCAAUCUUAUUCCUCUCCAUAUUCUUCAUAUUCUCAAUAUUCUGAUAAUGUCUCCGGUCACCCUCCUACAGCCCCCACAUGCCCCCCAAACCCUAAUUUUCAGCCUUCCGAGCUUUCUUCUCAAUCUUCACUUUCUAAUCAUUUUCAACCAUAUGACCAGAAUCAGACGUCCCACGUUUAUGAUCCUCCGUACCCUGUUCAUAAUUCCAAUAUGAAUUCAUUAUUUCCGGGUAAUUCGUAUUCAACUUCAGCCGGCCAAGCCAGCACUUUAAUGCCGCCCAACCAUGGGGGUGGCAUGAAAUUUGACGGUCGGGGAGGUUAUUUUGAUGAAAGUGGUAGUCAUGCCGGGUUUCGCAGUGAUGGGUAUGGUGGCGGCGUUUAUGCUUAUGAUGGUAGUAAGAUGGAGCCUUAUGGUGGUCGAGGAAGUGGGCCUGAGCCAUCUAUGAAGACGGCCUUUGAUGAUUAUGGGAGACCCAUAAGCCUUUUGAAUGCGAAUGUCGAGGUGGGAUCAGGACCGGUGAAUAAGAUUGUGAAAGCCACACCAAAAAUCGAGGUUCAGAACGAUACGAAGAGUGGGGUGCAGAAGUUUCGUGUCAAGCUUUUGGCGGAAGCUGGAGGGCAGAGCAACAUGGAUGUUCUUUGCCAGAUUGGUUUGGAUGGGAUUCGAAUGCUUGAUCCUCCCAGUGGGCGAACAUUGAGAAUAUACCCACUUGAGAUGUUGACAAAAUGGGAAGUAUUGGAUUCAUCCAUCUUUGCUUUCUGGGCUAAAAGCUCCAUUGACAUUGAACCAAGACGUAUCAGGCUGCAGUCAAACAACUAUACUGUGAACAUCAUUCUGGACACUCUGACAGCAGCAUCAGUUCAGCUCAAUGAGAUGGAUACAAGGAACAAUUCUUCUGACUCUUUCAAGGUCUCUGAGCAAUAUGCAGACAGAAAAAGAGGCUUUUCUGAUUGGAUAAACAUGAUGAAGUCUAGCAAUGAGGAGAAGGAUCAUUGGGUCCCUGAUGAAGCAGUUACUGAAUGUACAGCUUGUUGCAUAGAUUUUGGACCUUUUGUGCGAAAGCAUCACUGCAGGAACUGUGGGGAUAUUUUCUGUGACAAGUGUACUCAAGGUAGAAUUGCCCUCACUGCAGAGGAGGGUGCUCAACCAGUUCGAGUUUGUGACCAAUGCAUGGCGGAAGUAACCCAAAGACUAAGUAGCACAAGUGAAGCUGCUCACAGAAUUUCUGGAUUACAGAGACAUGAAGAUCUUGCAAAAAAGCUUCAGGAGGAGAUGGACAGAAAAUGCAAGACAUCAUCAGGUUUGAAGUCUGAUGGAUCUGGGAUGCAGAUGAGGGAGGUUGCCUGUCCAACUUGCACAGUCCAUUUGCAGGUCCAGGUUCCGACCUCUGGUUCAGAGACCAUAGAGUGUAGUGUUUGCCAGCAUCCAUUUCUUGUGACUGCUUAAUAACUUGUUUCGUUGCUGAUUCUUGUGCAUCAAGUCAACCAACGCAAAGACAGUUAAUAGUUUCCCGAGUUCUUUAAGUUGUUAUGUUAAUCGAUAAAAAUAUGGAUUAUUGGAUUUAUAAACAUGAUUUAGGAGUUGAUAUUACAAUUUUUUUCUUUCCUCAUUGCAGUUUCUACUAUGUUUUACUGUGUAUAUAAGUGUACACACAUAUAUAUAUGACCUUUCACUGUGAACUAUUACACAAACCAAUGCAGUGUUGAUCGAUUUUUAAGAUCA
Molecule: messenger RNA, 2020 nt
Organism: Vitis riparia (riverbank grape)
Lineage: Eukaryota; Viridiplantae; Streptophyta; Magnoliopsida; Vitales; Vitaceae
Product: protein FREE1-like
Exons: 10
Coding region: 170-1744 (524 amino acids)
Biological process (GO): intralumenal vesicle formation; multivesicular body assembly
Cellular component (GO): late endosome membrane; ESCRT I complex
Molecular function (GO): ubiquitin binding; metal ion binding
Source: RefSeq, a predicted model, not a curated record